Drosophila kikkawai is the source of this 656-nucleotide messenger RNA. It is a transcript of the gene Mesh1, whose product is annotated as Metazoan SpoT homolog-1. Lineage: Eukaryota; Metazoa; Arthropoda; Insecta; Diptera; Drosophilidae. Gene Ontology annotation, molecular function: guanosine-3',5'-bis(diphosphate) 3'-diphosphatase activity. The record is from RefSeq and is a predicted model, not a curated record.
GCAAACAACAAAACAACUUCCAUCAAAACAAAUUGCCAUAAAUAUCACAUAGAAUAUUAAUUAAUUAACAAUUUCUCAUGGCUAAUUAUCCCUCGGCCAAGUUUAUGGAGUGCCUGCAAUAUGCGGCUUUUAAACAUCGUGAACAACGUCGCAAGGAUCCCAAGGAAACCCCGUAUGUAAAUCAUGUAAUAAAUGUAAGCACCAUCCUCUCCGUGGAGGCCUGCAUCACGGACGAGGCUGUCCUAAUGGCUGCUCUCCUUCACGAUGUGGUCGAGGAUACGGACGCCACGUUUACGGAUGUGGAGCAGCUCUUUGGCGCUGAUAUUUGUGGAUUGGUGCGCGAGGUUACGGAUGAUAAAUCCCUGGAAAAGCAGGAACGAAAGCGCUUGCAAAUCGAAAAGGCAGCUAAAACAAGUCACAGGGCCAAGCUCAUUAAGCUGGCAGACAAGCUGGAUAACCUAAGGGAUCUGCAGGUCAACACGCCAACGGGCUGGACAGAGGAACGCCGCAAUCAGUACUUUGUUUGGGCCAAAAAGGUUGUGGACAACCUGCGGGGCACCAAUGCCAAUCUGGAGCUCAAGCUAGACGAGAUCUUCCGUCAACGAGGCCUGUUGUAAAUCCCCAAAAACAACAGCAAUUACACACACGGGAACAUA